AUGCACUGGGCGUCACACGUUCCGCGACCUAAACCUGGUCCAGACUGCCAGGAUUUUCGAAAGCUGAACCGAGCAGCUGCUAAGUGUGGGGUCAGGCAUGCCCGCGACCUGGCAGAUUUCAGGAAAUCAAAUGACAUCAAGUUGGUGCCCCCUGGCCCUCUCGGCGUUCUUCCCAAAGUUAUCCCUUCGGACGUGAUCCCUUCGUUCGCGUAUGGCACCAAAUCGCGACCCUCGACUCCUAUAACCCAUGUCAUUGGCAACCAGUAUGCCACAGAAUCAGAGGAGGCUUUGGCAGUUCACUACCGCGUCUUGGAGGAGAACCAGCAGAAGCAGGAGCGACGGCUCAUAAAGCUGACGAAGGCUUCAAAAGAGCGCAUUCAUGAAGCACGCCAAAGGAUGAAGGAGUGGCGAAACCCACAGGAUCCAAAAGAGCCCUUCAAGUUGACGAAGUUCAAGAAGGUGACCUCCAAAUUGAAGCUUCCUGGCCUUCGUGAGUGUGCUUCAGCUCCAGCUCUUCAGCGCUUGCCUGAUGAGCAGCCAGAGGCGCUAGGGCACACUGUGCCCGUUGCCGAGGAAGUUCCUGAGGAGUGA
This is a messenger RNA of Symbiodinium pilosum, 591 nucleotides long. Lineage: Eukaryota; Dinophyceae; Suessiales; Symbiodiniaceae. The record is from the annotation of a GenBank genome assembly.